Argentina anserina (silverweed cinquefoil) is the source of this 2880-nucleotide messenger RNA. Its product is annotated as pentatricopeptide repeat-containing protein At4g01570. The record is from RefSeq and is a predicted model, not a curated record. NCBI's taxonomy places the organism in Eukaryota, Viridiplantae, Streptophyta, Magnoliopsida, Rosales, Rosaceae. The transcript has a single exon. The coding region runs from base 85 to 2469 and encodes 794 amino acids. Gene Ontology annotation, molecular function: protein binding.
UCCACAUCCAAAGUUGGAGUCUUUUAAGUCUCCGUUACUCAUGAACUGAACGAAAGCUCAAAUUUUUAUGUCCUUGGAAAUGCAAUGCGCCAUGGAAGGCCUCUAUUCCAACCCAAGCCCCUCUCCGCCGCCGCCUCCGAACUCGGAGACAUCCUCCUGGUGGCCUCAAUCACCAAAAGUCUCUCCGAAUCCGGCACCCGCAACCUCCCUCACCCCCUUCCUCUGCUCUCCUCCUCCCUCAUCCUCCGUAUCCUCCGCUCCCAAUCCCUCCACCCCUCCAAGAAACUCGACUUCUUCAAAUGGUGCUCCCACACCCACAACAUCCAACACUCCCCUCUCGCUUUCUCCCACGUCCUCCGCACCGCUUCCCGCGCCGGCUUUCUCGCCGAAAUCCCCGAGUUACUCGGCAUCAUGAGGCAAACUACUGCUACUACACCCCUCGUCGAUUCCGGAACCUUCAAGAUGGUUCUAGACGCGUUUAUAAAAGCAGGUAAGUUUGACAUGGCACUUGGAAUCUUAGACAUUAUGGAACAACUGGGUGCUGAACUGAAUAGUGAUAUGUACAACUCUGUCUUAGUUGCUUUGGUUAGGAAGGGUCAGCUGGGUUUGGCUAUGUCUAUUCUGGUUAGGCUUUUGGAAGCAGGGUCUUGUUCCCAGGUACCUAGUUGUGUUGCUUGUAAUGAACUGCUGGUGGGUCUUAGGAAGAGUGACAUGAAGGUUGAGUUUAAGCAAGUGUUUGAUAAGCUUAGGGGGAAUGAGUGGUUUGAGAUGGAUAUUUGGGGUUAUAACGUAUGUAUUCAUGCAUUUGGGUGUUGGGGUGAUUUAUGUACUAGUUUGAGUCUGUUUAAGGAGAUGAAGGAAUUGAAUUCGGACUCGGUUUACCCUGAUUUAACUACUUAUAACAGCCUUAUUCAUGUGUUGUGUUUGGUUGGGAAGGUGGAUGAUGCGGUUACUGUGUGGGAGGAGUUGAAGUGCUCUGGUCAUGAGCCGGAUGGGAUUACGUACCGGAUUCUUAUUCAGGGGUGUUGUAGGUGUUAUCGAAUAGAGGAGGCUACUAAGAUUUUUAGUGAUAUGCAGAACAAUGGAUACAAUCCGGAUACUGUUGUUUAUAAUUCUCUGAUAGAUGGGUUGUUCAAGGCGAGGAAAGUUAAUGAAGGCUGUCAGAUGUUUGAGAGGAUGGUUCAGUAUGGUGUGAGAUCCUCGACGUGGACGUAUAAUAUUUUGAUUGACGGUUUGUUUAGGAAUGCAAGGGCUGAGGCUGCUUACACUCUAUUUUGUGACUUGAAGAAGAAGGGUCAGUUUGUGGAUGGAAUUACUUACAGCAUUGUUGUUCUACAACUUUGUAGGGAGGGUCUGCUCCAAGAGGCUCUAGAAUUGGUGGAAGAAAUGGAAAUGCGAGGCUUUACUGUUGAUUUGGUUACUAUAUCAACACUCAUGAUUGGGUUGUAUAAGCACAGUCGAUGGGAUUGGACUGACAAGCUCAUGAAGCGUAUUAGGGAUGGUAAUCUGCUGCUUAGUGUUCUUAAAUGGAAGGUAGACAUGGAAGCUACAAUGAAAGCUCCACAGCGCAAUAAAAAGGACCAUACACCAUUGUUCCCGAGUAAAGGUGACUUUAGUGACGUUUUGAGUUUAAUAAGUUCUUCUGCCUCAAUGAUGGAUGGAGGCCAUGAAUCAGCUAAUGUUGGGGUUACAUAUGAUGAGAAUUCUUCGUCACCUAUUGAUCUGUGGUCAUCAUCCCCCCAUAUGGAUCAGUUGGCCAAUCAAAUCACGUCCACUGACCAGUCUUCGCAACAGUUUACGCUGUCGAGAGGGCAACGAGUUCAAGCCAAAGGGGAAAGCACUUUCGACAUUGAUAUGGUAAAUACUUUCUUGUCUCUAUUUUUGGCCAAGGGGAAGCUGAGCAUAGCUUGCAAAUUGUUUGAGAUUUUCAGUGAUACUGGUGCAAACCCUGUCAGUUACACUUACAAUUCCAUCAUGAGUUCAUUUGUCAAGAAGGGCUACUUCAAUGAGGCAUGGGGUGUACUUAGUGAAAUGGGAGAAAAAGUUUGCCCCACAGAUAUAGCAACAUACAAUAUGAUAAUUCAAGGCUUGGGGAAGAUGGGCAGAGCUGAUCUGGCCAGUAGUGUUCUGGAUAAGCUAAUGAAGCAGGGUGGUUAUCUUGAUGUAGUCAUGUACAACACCUUGAUCAGUGUGCUGGGGAAGGCUAACCGGAUUGACGAAGUUAACAAGCUGUUUAAGCAGAUGAAGAGUAGUGGAAUAAAUCCCGACGUUGUCACUUUCAACACUCUCAUUGAAGUUCAUAGCAAAGCAGGUCGACUGAAAGACGCGUAUAAGUUUCUGAAGAUGAUGCUGGACUCAGGCUGCACCCCGAACCAUGUCACUGACACCACGUUGGAUUUCUUGGGGAAGGAGAUUGAGAAAUCAAGGUACCAAAAGGCAUCAUUUGUACGACAGAAGGGUGACUCCUGAAGAGUUUUCUUCUGGUCUGGUUCCAUUCUAGUCAUAAUUUGUCUGACUUUCAACUUGUCUGUUUUAUGAGAUCAUGAAGGCCAUUUCAUAUUUACAUACCCAUUAUAACAUGGAAUUUUGUUCUGUGAAUAUCUUCUUGAUGUUGUAUGUGAUUUGGAACAGUUAAAUUGAAUUGACCAUAGUGCUUCAACUUUUUGUGAUCCUGCUCCUUACUUGAAUAUCGAAGAUGAUCAGUGAAUUUUAGGACAUGGAAAUAGCUCAAGUGUCAAGCCAGGUUCUCCGAGGACAGGAAGGAAGAUGGACAGUGUCUGCCCUUCUCCGGUGGAUGCACGGACACUUGGUAACAUACCAUAAUGCAAACAUUUUGAAAGUUUUUUUUUUAACGGGUAGUUCUGCGGAUCCAUCUGUGUC